Messenger RNA from Leucoraja erinaceus (little skate), 8717 nucleotides. RefSeq names its product Scm like with four mbt domains 2 (gene sfmbt2). The transcript has 21 exons. The record is from RefSeq and is a predicted model, not a curated record. NCBI's taxonomy places the organism in Eukaryota, Metazoa, Chordata, Chondrichthyes, Rajiformes, Rajidae. Bases 741 to 3449 code for a protein of 902 amino acids. Gene Ontology annotation, molecular function: histone binding; transcription corepressor activity. Gene Ontology annotation, biological process: regulation of DNA-templated transcription. Gene Ontology annotation, cellular component: nucleus.
UUUUUAAAGUGGGAAAAAUUCUGAAGGCUUUUUUCACGGGAAAAAACGCAACCGCCUUGACGUUCGACUUUUGCCCGGCGACGUUGAGUGCGUGGAGGGGUAUUUUAGUGAACUAGAUGAUAAUUUAAAGCAUCGCUAUUUCGGUGAAGUUUUUUCUCCCCGAAACCUUUCACUGGCUGAAGAACUAUUUUGGCAAAGCACCAAAGCUGGGUCUCUGUGCUUAAGAGGGAGAGAAGGAGAGAGGGGGGGAGGGGGGGUGUUACCCAACAUCAGCCUGUGAUGAAAUCAAAAUGAAAUACCGUGAAAAUAUCGACGUUGUGUCAUUUGUCCUAAAAAUCCGACGCGAACUUCAUACCGGAAAGUCAAUUAUAUCUGAGGGGAUUAAUUAGAAUGCAUUUUAUAUCGUGUGUUGCAUUACUAAUUACGGUGUAUUUCAAUCUAAACCACUUGUUGGCGAUCUAGAUUGCAUCUUGCGCCUGAUAUGUAGCAGAAUACAAUAGCGACCGGAGAGAUGUGUAAGGGAUUUUUUUUUUUUAAUUUAAAUAAGGCGGAAUAGUUUAGCAUUUACUUUGAUGCUGCAGUGGGAGAAUUCAACAGAGGAGUUUCAGACUAUUUUUUUUAAACACACUUCCUGAUCAUCAUUUGUGUGUGUGUAUGUGUCAGAAGAGGCAUUCUAUUUCUGCCAUCGCACAAAAUUCAGAGGCUGUUUGCGCACCAUGAACUAAAGCGGAGAUGGUCGAAUGCCUCACCUAGAUUUUGUCAUCCUUGGAACUAGAAAACAACCCUUAAUGUCAAGUAUGCAAGAGCCAACAUCUCUGUUUUCGGAGAAGACACAAAGCCCAGGCAAUUUAAAUGGACAACAGUAUGACUCAGCAGGUGCAGAGUCGGGGGCUGAGGACCCAGACUUCAAUUGGGAUGAAUAUCUCGAAGAAACAGGCGCCAGUCCUGCUCCACACAAUUCAUUUAAACACGUUGAAAUCAGUCUCCAGAGUAGUUUCCAGCCAGGGAUGAAGUUGGAAGUGGGGAAUAAGACUCACCCCGACACAUACUGGGUGGCCACUAUCAUCACCACCUGCGGCCAGCUGCUCCUGCUGCGAUACAGUGGUUACGGGGAUGAUCGGCGCGCGGAUUUCUGGUGCUGUGUCAUGACGGCCGACCUACACCCCGUCGGCUGGUGCUCGCAGAAUGAGAAGGAACUCAAACCCCCGGAAGCAAUAAGCGAGAAAUAUGGAGACUGGACAGAAUUCCUCAUUCGAGAUUUGACUGGUGCAAGGACAGCUCCCGCCAAUCUUCUGGAAGGGCCGCUGAGAGGGAAGAACACGGUGGAUCUCGUUACGCCCAAGUCCCUCAUUGAACUGCAGGAUUCUACAAACCCCUUUCAGUUCUGGAUAGUGCGUGUGAUGGGGAACGUCGGUGGGAGAUUGUGCUUACGCUACGAAGGACUGAAUGACCUCGAAGAUCACGACCUGUGGUUAUUCUAUCUGAACAGCCGACUUCGACCUGUGGGAUGGUGCCUGGAAAAUGGAUGCAAGCUCGACCCUCCCUCAGAAAUCCAGGCUCUGAAGUGUGACACAGAAUGGAAAGAUGCCCUCGAGAAGGCUCUGUCCGAAGUGGAAAAGUGUUCGCUGCCUCUGGUAGUGUUUAAGGACCAGCCUGAUAUCAGGACGCACGGCUUCACGGUCGGCAUGAAGUUGGAGGCAGUCGAUCCAAGCGAGCCUUGUUCCAUUUGCCCCGCCACUGUGACCAAGGUUUUUAAUGAUCAGUAUUUUAUGAUCACAAUUGAUGACUUAAGGCCAGAUGCUUGUGAGAACUCAAUGCUGUGUCACGCUGAUUCACCAGGGAUUCUACCUGUCCAGUGGUGCCUUAAAAACGGAGUCCAUCUCACUCCCCCUAAAGGUUAUCCGGGCUUAGAUUUUGACUGGGCUGAUUAUCUCAAACACAGUGGGGCAGAGGCUUUGUCCCAGUACUGCUGCAGAACAACGUCGGUGGCCCGAGGCUUCACCAAAAACAUGAAGUUGGAGGCUGUGACACUGUGCAACCUCGCGGAGAUCUGUGUCGCCUCCAUCACCAAGGUCAAGGGACGGCUAAUGUGGCUGCACCUCGAAGACUCAAAGAACUCCAUCCCGGAAUACAUCGUUGAUGUGGAGUCGAUGGAUAUUUUCCCAGUCGGUUGGUGUGAAGCCAAUGGAUAUCCUCUAACGCCUCCGUGUCAUGUAGUCUGUCAGAAACAGAAGAAGAUUGCGGUGGUGCAGCCAGAAAAACAGCUCCAAUCCACACCUGCUGAGACAAUCCCUCCAGACUCAUCCACCAUGUCAACAGAUCCAGGAACCACCAAUGGCAAAUAUUGCUUUCCCAAGAUAUAUUUCAAUCAUCGCUGCUUCUCUGGUCCAUAUUUAAACAAAGGGCGGAUCGCAGAACUGCCUCAGUCUGUUGGACCUGGCAAAUGCGUCCUUGUUCUCAAAGAGGUUCUCACGCUGUUGAUCAAUGCAGCGUACAAACCCGGCCGUGUGUUGCGGGAACUACAGCUAGAGGAGGACCCAGACUGGAACUGUCAGGACGAGACGUUGAAAGCCAAGUACAAAGGAAAGACGUACCGAGCGAUGAUGAAAAUCGUCAGGACCGCUGAUCGAGUCGCUGACUUCUGCAGAAGGACGUGCAUGAAGUUAGAAUGCUGCCCCAACCUGUUCGGGCCACUCAUGGUGACUGAUAAAUGCCCCGAAAACUGCUCCAUUCACACAAAAACUAAAUAUACUUAUUACUACGGAAAGAAAAAGAAAAUCGUCCGACCUCCCGUGGGGCACAGCAGCAUGGAGAGCAACAACAAGAAGCCGGCUCGACGGAGGAAGAAGCGGAGGUCCUGCUUCGUGCAAAAGAAGAAACGAUCAUCGACUUCAGUAGACUUUGCCCCACAGGAAAAUGGUGAUGACAAGGAGGAUAGUCUUGAGGCGGGCGAUGAUGAUAGCGCGAGUGAUGGAUCCAGCUCGGAACAGCGCGAUGAUCAAACAGACACGUCGUCUGAAAUUCCUGACAUCAAACCCAAGCCCCAAGCACGGUUGCGAUCGUCGUCAGAACAGCCGCGGCCGUACAUCGUGGACAGCGCGCGGCGGAAGAGGAGGGCUCGGACCUUCUCGCUGUCUGAGGACGACAAGUACGAUUCCCUCAAAUGCUCGGCGCCAAAGGAAAUCAGGCAACAUGAGGAAGAGAAGCUGGUUCUGCAGAGUAACCCGUUGGAAUGGUCCGUGUGUGAAGUUGUCAGAUUUAUUAAAUCGACGGACUGCGCCCCUCUGGCAAAGAUAUUCCAGGAGCAGGACAUCGAUGGCCAGGCCUUGUUACUGCUGACCCUGCCGACUGUCCAGGAAUGUAUGGAGUUGAAGCUGGGGCCCGCCAUCAAAUUAUGUCACCACAUCGAGCGGGUGAAAAUUGCCUUCUAUGCGCAGUAUGCUGACUGACCGCACCCUCCACCAUUCCUCCCACUCAUUCCUGACUUGCCCGACAAUGAACAGCGGGACCAGUAGGGUUCCCCUCGGACAGCGGCAGACCGAUAAAACGGCAGGCUGAUCAAUUGCCAGACCUGGUGGCCGUUUUAUUCCUUUCAUUUGCUGCUGAACGAAAUAAUUGGAUCAAAAUGAAGAACAGUUUCGUAACUGUGAAAGGGCGACCUCUGCAAGAAGUAUGUGUCGCCUGCAACGUGUUUGCGGCAGAUCGAUUGAUCGAUCGAUUGUGAACUACUUUGGAGCUUUGCAUGGAAGUGGGAGGAUAUUCUUCGGUCUCGGACUGCAAUGAAUAACGGCAGAGGUGUAGAUGAGGAGCCGCUACUCGGCAGGUCGGGUGGGGUCGUUGGCCUGCCGUGCCUUCACACUUCAAACCCCCGUUACUUUAGGAGACAAAUAUACGGUGGAAAGAGCACAGGUUAAGAACCAGCGCAGAGACAACAAACCAGACCUUCGUUAGCGAUCGGAGCAGUAUCAGGCCAUUUGGCCCAUCAAGUCACGGCUGAUCGGCCUCUCCUCCUCCUAACCCCAUUCUGGACCUGGAAGCACCCAGUCCACCCAUCUGCUCUGCUUGCCAAUUGAACAAUCUUUUCCAUGCCACGCUUCUGCCCAUCUUGAUUUGGUUGCGAUGUGCUUUCUGGGAGAUCGAACAACUUGAGUUGCAAGGAGAAUCCUGACCUCUCAACGCAGCUUGUUUCGAACCAAGACCAGAAAGCUGUUUGGUCGCAUUUCCAUAUUAAGACACUUUUUUAAAGAAGCCUAUGCUUAGUACAUAGCAGCCAAAAAAAAAAAAUCCAUCUUAAGGUCACCCAAAUUGAAUGGAACUCAAUUUAAUUGAGUUUGAACAGCUGGUUAAUGACAGCUCUGUGUCAUAAACUCGAGUGGAUAUCGCAACCUAUGUAUGAAUAUGUGAAAUAUCUCUGCAGUAAAAUGUGAGAAUAAUUAAUGUCUAAAAACUUUUGCUGACACUGGGACAAUAUAAGGUGUAUAUUUUGGUUUUUACUUUAUCAUUUCUCGAAAGAAGAAAAUGUUAUCUACCGUGAUAAUUCGACUUGGAUGUUCAAUAAUUUGUAAGGGCACACUUUUGUAGGCUGUGAGCAUGGAAUUGUUUACGGAGGUAAACACUGUGCCGCCCGUAUUAGACAUGUAUGAAGACCAAGUAGCCAAGAAGACAGCACCGAACCUGUUGUGGGGGUUGAGAUGAGUUGCUGCAAUUGAGCGGAUAUUUGCAAUGUGUACUCAGAGUAAGGACCUGCAAAAAAAAGUGCGUAUAAUAUUUUUUAUUCAGAGAAACAGCGCAGAAACCGGCACUUCGGCCCGCCGAGUCCGCGCCGACCAGCGAUCCCCACACACUGACACUAUCCCACACUCACUAGGGACAUUUUACACUUAGAAACAUAGAAACAAAGAAAAUACGUGCAGAAGAAUGCCAUUCGGCCCUUCGAGCCAGCACCGCCAUUCAUUGUGAUCACGGCUGAUCGUCCCCUAUCAAUAACCCGUGCCUGCCUUCUCCCCAUAUCCCUCGACUCCACUAGCCCCUAGAGCUCUAUCUAACUCUCUCUUAAAUCCAUCCAGUGACUUGGCCUCCACUGCCCUCUGCGGCAGGGAAUUCCACAAGUUCACAACUCUCUGGGUGAAAAAGUUUUUCCUCACCUCAGUCUUAAAUGGCCUCCCCUUUAUUCUAAGACAGUCACACCAAGCCAAUUAACCUCCAAGCCUGCACGUCUUUGGAGUGUGGGAGGAACCCGGGGAAAACCCGCGCGGGUCACGGGGAGAACGUGCAAACUCCGUACAGGCAGCACCCGUGGUCGGGAUCGAACCCGGGUCUCUGGUGCUUGUGAGGCAGCAACUCUACCGCUGCGCCACCGUGCCUGCUGCCCCUUUGAGAGAUUCCCAUGCCAACAUGUCCAUUACAGCGAUUCCAAAGCAAUCGAUUGAAGCUACGCUCCGGUGGGAAAUAAAUGUCUUGUUGUCAUAUAACGGCCGGCACGAUGGCUCAGCGGGUAAAGCCGCUGCCUCACAGCGCCAGAGUCCCAGAUUCUAUCCCGACCUCGGGGACUGCCUGUGUGGAGUUUGCACGUUCUCCCCUCUGGCCCCCUGGGUUUCCUGCGGGUGCUACGGUUUCCUCCCACGUCCCAAAAGCACGCGGGUUUGUGGGUUACUUUCCCCCCUCCCCCCCGAGUGUGCAGAGAGUGGAUGGGACGGUUUGAUAAUGUAGAACUAGUGUGAUCGCUGGUCGGCACGGACUCGUCGGGCCGAAGGGCCUGUUUCCAUGCUGUGCCUCCAAACUACAACUGAGCUAAAAUUACGUUUUUCAGUCAGCGAAACAAUAACGCAAAGAACUCGCAUGUCAAACUUUUUAUUUCAUAGUCUUAUUAUAAAUGGAACCACAGGGUUUAACGAAAGUCCCCUAGAAUGUAGAGAUUCAAAUCAUCUCAGGCAGAUUAAACUAUCAGGCGGUUAUCUUGAUCCAUUGCGCAUUGACAAAAAAUACCAGUGCUUCACACACUGCCUAGCUGUUUGGAGCAUGGUGACUUCGUAAAUGGUUGGAACACUCAGGGCGUCACAGUGGUAGAGUGGCCACCUCACAGCUCCAGAGACCCAGGUUCGAUCCCGGCUACGGGUGCUGUCUGCACGGAGUUUCUACGUUCUUACUGUGACUUGCGCGGGUUUUUCUCCGAGAUGCGCAGGUUUGUAGGUCACCCGGCUUCGAUAUGAAUGUAAAUUGUCCCCCGGGUGUGUGUGUGUGUUGGGAAGUGUGCGGGGAUCGCUAGUCAGCGGGGACUCGCCAUUUUCCGCGCUGUAUCUCUCGACUAAAACUGAGCUGAAGUUCCAUUUUUGAGUCUCGCGAAAAAAUAAAAGCAAAGAACUCUGAGACUAAAACUAAAAUUAAAAAAACUUUUAACUGCAAUUAAUUCAAAAUUUAGUGUUAGAAUUAAAUUGUAAUAUAUUUUACGUAUCAAACCUAUUCUUCAAAUUAACGCACUCAUGUUAAUCACUUCGUUGCCACGAUAUUUGGUGAGAAAAUGUUUAUUUUUUAAAAUAAUAAUUCAGUAACGACGGGGAAUGUGUUCACCGCACUUUUUUUUUUGCAAUUCCACAAGGAUUUAACGCUCCAAAAUGUCUGCACCCACAAAAUGUUUAAUAGCUGCAGUGUUUUCUGUCACUUGGGGCGUGUCGCGGUGGAGCAGCGGGUAGUUCUGCUGCCUCACAGCGCCGGGGUCCGGGGUCCGAUCCUGACCUCGGCUGCUGCUGUCUGUCUGUGUGGAGUUUGCACGAUCUCCCUGUGACCGCGUGGGUUUCCUCCCACAAUCCCAAAGGGUUUGUCGGAUUCAUCGGCCCCUCUGUAAAUUGCCCCCUGAGUGGACGAGAAAGGUUGAUAGCACAGAACCAGUGUGAACGGGUGAUCGAUGGUCGGCAUGGACUCGAAGGGCCGAAGGGCCUGAUUCCAACCUACAUCUCUUAAACUUCCUUGGGUAGUGGGCUCACUGGCAUUUGACUAUGGGACACGUGCUUAAAUGGAUGGUCAGCAUUGACUCGAUGGGCUGAAGGGCUUGUUUCUACAGUGUAUCUUCAAUCCUUGGACCACACAUAGAUUGUAAAGGGCUCAGGUCUACAUCUUAACUAUAUGUGUUCCCCUAAACGUUACACAACAAUCAAACUUGUUAGAUAUUACAGAUAAAUCUUUGGUGUGGAUGCACAUGAUAUUUGUAUGCAUUCAGAGAAUGCGUUUGUUGCUUUGGCCUAGAAUCUGUAUAGUAAGGUUGCUGGUUAAUUUUAAAGCCAGAGACUCAUAAGGCUGAUGCACAGCUAUUGAACCACUUAUUGUAGAUGGAUAACCCUGUGUUUCCACAUGUAAGGCGGCUGAGUCGUGGGUUCGAUCCUGACCACGGGUGCUGUCUGUACGGAGUUUGUGCGUUCUCCCCGCGACCUGCGCGGGAUUCCUCCGGUUUCCUCCCACACUCCAAAGACGUGCAGGUUUGAAGGUUCUCAUUGUAAAUUUGUAACGAGUGGGCGUAGGAUUGAGUUGAUGCGCGGGGAUCGCUGGUCGGCGCGGACUCGCUGGGCCGAAGGGCCUGUUUCCGCGCUGUGCCUCGACAAAUUGAACUAAACUCGCCGCAAGUUGUGGCUUUUCCUGUCUAGCUCUGCGCGAAGCAAAUCGAUAUGCAAAAUGUUCUGCAGUUUAAGAAAACCGGGAACAAAUAAAGCACCAAAUCAGAGCCCUUUGAGUAUCCCAUUCUUCUUCAUAGGUAGACGGAGAAUGCUGGAGGAACUCAGCGGGUGAGGCAGCUUCUAUGGAGCGAAGGAAUAGGUGACGUCUCGACCCGAAACGUCACCUAUUCCUUCGCUCCAUAGACGCUGCCUCACCCUCUGAGUUCCUAGAAACAUAGACAAUAGGUGCAGGAGUAGAGGCCAUUCAGCCCUUCGAGCCUGCACCGCCAUUCAACAUGAUCAUGGCUGAUCAUCCAACUCAGUAUCCCGUACCUGCCUUCUCUCCAUACCCCCUGAUCCCUUUAGCCACAAGGGCCACAUCUUACUCCAUCUUAAAUAUAGCCAAUGAAUGGCCUCAACUACCUUCUGUGGCAGAGAAUUCCACAGAUUCACCACUGUCUGUGUGAAAAAUGGUUUUCUCAUCUCGGUCCUAAAAGAUUUCCCCCUUAUCCUUAAACUGUGACCCCUUGUUCUGGACUUCCCCAACAUCAGGAACAAUCUUCCUGCCUCUAGCCUGUCCAACCCCUUAAGAAUUUUGUAAGUUUCUAUAAGAUCCCCCCCUCAAUCUUCUAACUUCUAGCGAGUACAAGCCGAGUCUAUCCAGUCUUUCUUCAUAUGAAAGUCCUGACAUCCCAGGAAUCGGUCUGGUGAACCUUCUCUGUACUCCCUCCAGCAUUUUUGUCUACCUUUGAUUUUUUCCAGCAUCUGCAGUUCUUUCUUAAACCAUUCUUCGUCCUGGUGUUCGAUUGUUAUUUCUAGAGUAAAACUGCGUUUCAAAUGUUCGAAUCGUUCGGGAGUGCAAGCUUUGAAAUGUAAUUCUUAAACCAAAAGUCCCGUCAAUGGAAAAAAACGCAGACGACUUAUUUUGUCAUUUUCAUUAAUUUUGAGUCUUUUGUGCUGUCCUGUUGGCAAACAUGCUUAUCAAAUGCAGAUCACGUGCAAAGAUUGAAACUGAGGUCAUUUAAUAUUAUGUGCAAUCCUGUCCCACCUAAUAAUAAAAAAAAUAAUAUUGCA